Molecule: messenger RNA, 2183 nt
Organism: Daphnia pulicaria
Lineage: Eukaryota; Metazoa; Arthropoda; Branchiopoda; Diplostraca; Daphniidae
Exons: 8
Coding region: 17-1273 (418 amino acids)
Source: RefSeq, a predicted model, not a curated record
AGCUCCUUCCGACCAGAUGCUACAAAUAUCUUGCUCUAUUCUAAACUUCACUAAGCCUGCAGGAUUCUUGCAAAUUAUGGGAACAGUCGACUUUACUAACGAUAAUGCGAUCAAUGCGAUUGUGAAUCGGGUGUACACCGCACGCAAAGACAACGAAAUAAUAAUCACGAGCAAUGUCGGUAACGGAGACUGGAUUCAGUGCAAGUGGACAACAACACAACGAAAGAACACGACAGAUUUCAAACUUUGUCGUGAUGAAGUGGCCACAUCAUCUAGUGGGACCAUUCAGCCCUUAGUGGGGGAUACAGGACCGAAAAGGGAUUGCUACUUCUCCAUCCAAACGACUUCUUCCGACCAACAGAUUCAAAUGUCUUGCUCAGUCGUCAACCUUACUUCCAGUGUUUUAAAUAUCUACGGAGCUGUUGACUACCCUUUGAAACUUGUACUGAACAGGAUUUACACUUCAUCAUCCUAUUCUAAUCGAAUUUCUUUGGCUUCUGAAAUCGAAUAUGACGACUGGAUUGAUUGCAAGUGGAACAUAACGACCGUGGAGAACACAACGGAUUAUAAAUUUUGCCGCGACAUUGUGGCUAGAACGGCCAAUGGAACCAUUCAACCCCUAACUGGUGAUCCAGGGCCAUUAAGAGAAUGCUCUUUCUCGAUCUACGCACCUCCUGAUCAGCAAAUUCAGAUUUCUUGCUCUACUCUCAAUCUUACUAGCCCUGGGAGUUAUCUCAGAAUGUACGGAAUAAUCGACAUAGCAAACCCACCCGUAUUGAACAGAGUUUAUUAUUCAUCGUAUUCACCGUAUUAUCUAAACCGAAUUCAACUUCAAUCUGGAAUUAAUGAAGAAGAUUGGAUUGACUGCAAUUGGACGACAAUACCUGAGGAGAUAACACCAAAUUCAAAACUUUGUCGCCACCAACGCGCAACAAUGCCCAACGGAACCAUCACGCCAUUAGAAAUGACAUUGGGAGAGCCAAAAAGAGAAUGCGAAUUCAACAUCAAAGCAAAUUUGGAUCAACAAAUCCAGUUUUCUUGCUCUACCCUCCUCCUCAGUUCUGGAAGUUAUUUGAAUUUAUACGGAGUGAUUGGACAAUCAGAAACUGAUUCUGCAGUUAUAUUAAAUCGGGUCUAUUAUUCAACACGUAAGAACGAUUUGCGUCUGAGUUCUAAAGUCGGCAGCUCAGACACGUUUAACUGCACAUGGACGACGAUAACCUUGCUGCUGAAAACAUCCCAAUUCAAACGUAUUGAUUCAUUUAUCAAUUGAAAAUUAAUUUCAGAUGGCUUCAUCGCACGUGAAUAUUAAUGAUGUCAACAUUUCCUAUUUUGCACUUGAAACUUUUUAACUUUCAAUUUUGGGUUUGGCUUAUAAUCUACAUAUGUUAUUACUUUAAAUUUUAAAUCAAUAAAAGAACAUGGGUUAUCUCUUCGUGCUGUAAUCAUUAAAACCCCGUAGGGAUCAUUAAUCAAGCACGUUGCUAUGCAAAUUUCCUUUCGACGCCGCAGCCGUUCCAAAAAACGUAAACAAAUUUGUUGUUCAAAACAACGUGCGACAUAGUCUGUUGCUACAUUGGUAAGGCAGAAAACCCAAUGACAUGGGACCCAAUAAACAGUUCACUCGUCCAUCCUAUCAGCCCUGCAGAUUUUGACGUUAUCGACUUUCCACAUCACCAGUCUCACCCUAGAGGAGCUACUGGAACAGCUAAGCAACAAUUACGUAAGCAAACAGUCUAUCAUUAACCGCCCCAAAAGCCAACCCAGAAUUAUUAUUUUUCUACUCUGAUCGUUACCCACAAAUUUCAAGGUCGAAAAUCCCAAAAGUUAUCCAAGAUAAAGUCAACCAUCUUGAGGGCGUAAUAGCCCAAAUGGAAGGUGAAAUAUAGCCGGAUAGACGGAUCGAUUUGAAUAAUAAAGGGGACUUUGUCUGACUUUGCAGAUCAUGUAGUAAUCACACGUCGAUGGCCGAGACAAACGUUUUGGGCUGGACAGCUGGUCGAGGAAGACAUAAUUUACCAACUGCCAAUUCGUUUUUUGGUUAGUUAUCUCCCCAUGACAAUUUAAACAAAUCGAAUCGACAUUCCUAGAAUAUGAUUUGUUACAGGUUACUAAGGUCGUAGUACUCCAAACUCUGCUGUUCGAGAUAUGUGAGGGUUAUAACAGGUUCACGCAGUCUUCUU